UGUGUGUAGACUGCCACAAGGAAUCCUAGAGCAGCAUCACUUUUGUAAACAGACCCGUCAGAUAUCCUCUCCUCAACGUGCCAAGUUUAGGCCAUGCUAAUUAAACUGUCAAGAAUUACUCGAUGCAUCUAAUUUGACGAAACAACGCUGAACAUUAACUGAAUGUUAACGGACGCACGUUUCUGACUGAUGUAGUAGCGAUCAACAUGCAUGAUGUUUGAAUAAUGUAUGUGGUAAUAUCUUUUAGACUAACUAUCUCCCAUGGAUGAAUCAGUUUACUUUAAUUGGCAGUAUGAUCAUCGAUGCCACAGUAGGAUCAUCAAAACUUUGUUGCAAAUAUCAUGUUUCAUUGAAGGCAUCCGAGAGACAUCGAAGACAAUGAAACUUGACAUUUGCACAAAGUCCAUCCCAGUACUGAGGAUUGAUUCCCUGCUUCGACCCUCUGCGACUACUUGGUGUCCGUCUGAGUAACCGUGUCCCGUCAUGUGCUGUGCUUCCCCAGGGCCAUGGGGGAGGUGCAUGGGCAGCGACUGCGGACCCGGUGGCAGCCAGAGCCGCGCCGUCUGGUGCGCCCACGUGGACGGCUGGACCACCCUGCACACCAACUGCGACCAGGCCCAGCGGCCCUCCAACCAGAGGAACUGCUUCCGCGUGUGCGACUGGCACAAGGACCUGUACGACUGGCAGCUGGGCGCCUGGAACCAGUGCGUGCCCAUCUCGGCGAGGGCCAACGGAGCCCCGCAGCUGGCGCUGUGCCACGGCGGCGAGGAGGGGACUCAGCUGCGUGAGGUGGGCUGCGUGCUCCGAGCGGACGGGUCCCCGGCGGACGACGCCAUCUGCGAGUACUUUGAGCCCAAGCCCCGUCUGGAGCAGGCCUGCCUCAUCCCCUGCCCGCAGGACUGCGUGGUCUCCCAGUACUCGCCCUGGACCUCCUGUUCAAAGACCUGCGGCACUGGCCUCAAGAACCGCGUCCGCAGCGUCCUGGUGCCCCCCAUGUUCGGGGGCGCCGCCUGCCCCAACCUCACCGAGUUCCACACCUGCAGGCCGGGCCCUUGCUCCACCCCUGAGGGGGUGUACAGCCUCCGGAUCGGGGCCUGGGGCCCCUGUGCCCUGCCUCAGACCCGGCCCGCCCGCCAGGCCAAGCGGCGGAGGGGCAAGGGCCCGGGGGGCAGGGACAAGGUGGGUCUCAAAGACCCAGAGGCCCGGGAGCUGAUUCAGAAGAAGCGGACCAGGAACCGGCUGAACCGGCAGGAGAGUCCCUUCUGGGACAUCCAGGUGGGGUACCAGACCCGUGACGUGACCUGCAACCACUGGAACGGGACCACCGUGGAGCUACACGAGUGCACGCCCAUGGACCUCCCGCACACCGUCCAGUCCUGCCUCCUCCCCAAGGACUGCCAGCUGAGCGCCUGGAGCGCCUGGGGCCCCUGCUCCAACGCCUGCUCGGACCCCGAGGCGCCCGGCGGGGCCCGCUCCCGGGGCCGCAGCGUGCUCCAGUUCGCCAUCGGCGAGGAGGGGGUCCCGUGCGAGGCCCUGGGGGAGACGGAGGCCUGCGAGCCGCCAGGGGAGGGCCCGCUGCCGCCGUGUCCCACGUACACCUGGCGUAGCACCGAGUGGAGCGACUGCCGGGUGGACCUGUUGCUAAGCCAACAGGACCGUCGGCGCGGCAACCAGACGGGCCUGUGUGGCGGGGGCCUGCAGACCAGGGAGGUGUACUGCGUCCAGGGCAACGCCGAGAUCCUCACCUACCUCAGCGACCUGCGGGACAAGGACAGAGGUGAGAGGAAGCCCCUCAAUCGUCACCUGGAGGUCGUGGGUUCGAGUCCCCGUCCUCGUUUCCUUACGCACUUUUAGAAUAGGAGGCUAUUCUGAGAGAGGAUUAUAGGGGGCUAUCCGUGCUGUAAAACUUUCAAGGAUUAUUAAGCGAAAACAUGAACAAAGAACAUUUACGUAUUAAGCAUCAAGAUCUCAUCUCACGCCCUUUUAAUAGGGUUGAUAAUUAUACUACUAGAAUAGUGUUACACGCCAGUCUCAAGCAAAGGGUGAAGUGUCGAAAAAGAGUAAUAUCACCCCUUUAAGAUAUGUCUUUUUAGAUCUAGAAAAGGCAAUUUUUAACGACCACAUGUUGUGUGUAAGUGUAACUCAUUGGAAGGUUAAUGUGUUCAUUGUUCUGGUAACGUGACCGUGCAGUCGGGGACAGAUUAUAC
Molecule: messenger RNA, 2207 nt
Organism: Gadus macrocephalus (Pacific cod)
Lineage: Eukaryota; Metazoa; Chordata; Actinopteri; Gadiformes; Gadidae
Product: thrombospondin type-1 domain-containing protein 7A-like
Exons: 3
Coding region: 484-1854 (456 amino acids)
Biological process (GO): cell adhesion
Cellular component (GO): extracellular matrix
Source: RefSeq, a predicted model, not a curated record